GCUCAGAAGGCUGCCGGUCUCGGGAUGGGGCAGGUCUUUGCAAAGCUGUUGAGCAUUUUCGGGAGCCGAGAGCACAAGGUAAUAAUUAUUGGAUUGGACAAUGCUGGGAAAACUACCAUCCUUUACCAGUUCCUCAUGAAUGAAGUCGUACACACAUCCCCAACCAUUGGCAGCAAUGUGGAAGAAAUUGUUCUACGCAAGACGCACUUCCUAAUGUGGGACAUCGGUGGGCAAGAGACCCUGAGGUCUACUUGGAACACCUACUAUUCCAACACCGAAUUUGUCAUUCUUGUGAUCGAUAGCACGGACCGUGAGAGGUUGACAGUGACAAAAGAGGAGCUGUACAAGAUGUUGGCUCAUGAGGACCUGCGCAACGCAGCUGUGUUGAUAUUUGCUAACAAGCAAGAUGUCAAAAAUUCUAUGUCCGCCUCUGAGAUCUCCAAGUUUCUGACCCUCAGCUCCAUUAAAGACCAUCCGUGGCAUAUUCAAGGAUGCUGCGCGCUCACUGGAGAAGGUCUUCCAGCUGGGUUAGAAUGGAUGACUUCUCGUGUUCAAGCUAACUGAUCGCCGCCAAAGCUACACUAGAGAAGAAAGACAACAUUUGUGUAUUUAUUUCCGUUUUGCAAAUGCUCAGGACGUAUGUGGACCUUGCCUGGGUUUUAUUUUCUUCCUGGAAGCCAUAAGACUGGAUUUUAUACAUUUCCAUGAGAUUGUGGAAGGAGACGCGAACUGUGUCUGCAGCGUAAGAGAUGAGCAGAGGUUUCUUCCAGACCAAUCUUGCUCCACAAAAGCUUCAUCGUACCAUAAAACAUCUGCGUGCGUGUGCGCAAAGGCUCUGCUUCGGCACCUUUCUUGCUUGAAUAGCAAAGCAGUCCAUGUAUCACGAAAGCCUUGUGAACUAAAGGAAGGUCAUGCAAAAGUUGCUGAAUGCAAAACCGCACAGCCUCCGAAAACCAAAAGUAUUUUGCUUUGCUAUAAGAGAGUCAGCAGGUGGUGAAAAAGCCACGUCGUCGAGCGUGCCUUGAUCUCGCAUUCCGGUUUCUGACACGUCUGGGCUCCGAUCCAAAUUGGCAGGUGUCCAAGAGACUUUUGGGACAAAAGAGCAUUUGAGAUUUCCCUUGUUCUCUUGGGAUAGUUCAUAUUUCUCUGUGGAUAGGACAGAAUGACCGAGAUGCUGCAUUUGUCCUUCAGUGUCCUUUUGGUUCCCACUAGCCUCUCUUCUAUUCCUUUUCUUUCUUUUUUUCUUUCGAGGCCUGGCUUUUUUAGUGUCCGUUAAUUAUUUAAUGUCACGGGGAAAAAAUCUUUGCCGCUGCUUUUGGAACGGUUUCUUUUUCCACAUUCAAGACAAGACUUGACUUGCCAGGUUUUUCUGCAGGCUGUUGUGGUGUUUCAGAAAACCAGUUUGCAUUACAGCAGGAAUAGCUCGAGAUAGGGGCAAGUCCAGUCCCUUCCUUGCUGAACGAGUUGCUCUUGAAUUAUUUUGCAACUUUUAAGACUUUUUGGAUGAAUUAUCUCAGCCAGUUUGCGAGGGGGCAGUUUGUACCCACUGCCUUAUGACCUCUUCAAUGCCUGUCUCCAUCUCACAUUAGUUAGUUAUUAGGCUGGGAAAGAGAUGCUUUAUAGCGCCUCGAUUUCGCCAACAUUAAGACGUUUAUAGGCUGUCGGACACUAAAGGUAAAGGAAUGCUUUCGGAUAUUGCUGCAUUUGACAAAGGCAAAUCACCUCCAUGCGCCUCCAUGCAUGUUCUCCUAUUAAGGGGGGAUUUUUUUUACAAUUGUGAUCUGUUUAGACUUUUUUUAAUGAACAUGUUUUCUUAUUAAAUGAUAUUUAUUUUU
This is a messenger RNA of Sphaerodactylus townsendi, 1835 nucleotides long. It is a transcript of the gene ARL5C, whose product is annotated as ADP ribosylation factor like GTPase 5C. NCBI's taxonomy places the organism in Eukaryota, Metazoa, Chordata, Lepidosauria, Squamata, Sphaerodactylidae. The record is from RefSeq and is a predicted model, not a curated record. The coding region runs from base 25 to 564 and encodes 179 amino acids. Gene Ontology annotation, cellular component: trans-Golgi network; cytoplasm. Gene Ontology annotation, molecular function: GTP binding; GTPase activity. The transcript is spliced from 6 exons. Gene Ontology annotation, biological process: protein localization to Golgi membrane; intracellular protein transport; vesicle-mediated transport.